Molecule: messenger RNA, 4370 nt
Organism: Porites lobata
Lineage: Eukaryota; Metazoa; Cnidaria; Anthozoa; Scleractinia; Poritidae
Source: the annotation of a GenBank genome assembly
AUACAAUAUGGCGUAAAAGUUAGCACACGCUGAACACGCGGUUUGGGUUGCUGGAUGGAUGUUUGUCAAAGCUGAAUUCAUUUUGCACCAAUUUUGUGGCUCUUCCCGUGAAAUUCUCUGCGGAUAUGAACAGAGCAGAGAUGAUUGUAACGUUGAGCAAAUGGAAAUGGCCAGUGAUGGGUGUUACAGCUGCCUUCGUGGGCUCCAUGUACACAUUUGGUUUCAACAGAAACCUCAAACUUCAAGCAAGCACUGGAAAUGAAGAUGCCUCCGGCUCUCUUGGAUUACGAGACCUUUUGCAAAAACUUAUUCACAGCUUUGUUCAGGGUCCCAAAGGCCAAGAGAAACCUCCUCUAAGUCCGAAAGAGGCAAGCGAGAUCUUGAGAAGGAAUGAAAGAAGAACGGAUGUGAAUAUUGGAAGAGUGUCUUACUAUGAAAGUAAUAAUUUUGCCUCGAAUAGUCCUUCUGAAGAUCGGAACAAUGAGUGGCUUUUUCUGAGAACAAACGGAGUGGCUUUCGGUGUGUUUGAUGGACACGGUGGCUGGCAAUGCGCUGAAGUGAUAAAACACCGUUUACCCUUCUACAUCGCCUUAACCCUCCUAUCAAAGGUGGAUUUGAACCUCUUGGAGCGGGAUCAUUUAAAAUCUUUAACAGUUGACAACUUUGUGUCAAGUUUUCAGCAGGGCAAAUCUCAAACGGGAGAAAGUAACUCCAAAGUGGGUUAUACGUUAAGUCAGAAACAAGAAGUUUUUCACACUGGACCCAAAUAUCUGGUAAAGAAUUUACUCGAGAAACCUUUUGAAGAUAGAAUGCCUAUUGGUGAAUCCCUCAGUUUGGCUUUUACGCAGUUAGAUGAUGACAUCGCAACAGAAGCGAUACCAGUGAGAGUUCUUGAUGAAUCUUUCGCCACUGGGGUCUCAGGUGCUUGUGCUAUAGUGUCCUACGUUGAGGACCGUAAUCUUUAUGUUUCCAAUACAGGUAACGUAAAAAAUCAUACUUGAGCUGACUCUGGAAGGCUUACUUUAAUAUACAAAAAUAUACAUGUAAGAAAUCACUCGACAAACUGGUGAAAAACACUUUAAAGAUCUUUAAAAAUUAGAUGUUUGUUUGUUCAUGAUGCAAUGCAGUAGUUCAAAGGUUUUUUACUGAAACGUCAUUAAUAAUUUAUGGUAACAACACAGCACGAAGUUUGAUUGACCUCUAUCACACUCUUAGCACCUGGAGAGCCAUGGUUGGAUGACGACGAAAUAAAAGUGUUUCUGAAGUUAUGAAUUUUAUGAAAAUCAUCUAUGAGAACUGCGGGGUGAAGAAUUAAAUGAAAGAAGAUUAUCGCAGUUGUAAAACGCAACUUUUGCAGUUGUGAAAAAAAAGCCUGAAAAAAUUCAGGCUUGUACGGGAUUCAAACUAUUGACCUCUCUGAUACCGUUGCAGCGCUCUAGCUACCAAUUGAGCUAACUGGGAGCAGGUCGUUGAAUUGUUUGGUGUUAAACCCGUGGAAGGUUGAUGAUGAAGUUGUGAAUAUUUAGCAAUUAUUGAAUGAGGCUGAGUAGGAUAUAAAGAAUUCUGCAGAUCAAGGAGGGUGUUUUCCACUGAGGCCGAAGGCGGAGGUGGACAACACCCUCUGAGAUCUGCAGAAUUCUUCAUAUCUUGCAAUAGCUAAAUUCAAUAAUUGCUUUAUUAUUCAUUCAAAAUAAUUCCAACGUUAAAAACAAGCUAAAAAUGAUUACCUUGGUCGAUGUUAAGUUCACAUCGAUAGUGCAUCUUUUUCGGGAAAUUUAGUAGAUAAAGGUCUGCUCAGGUCUGCAAAUAUUCUCCAACAGCAGAUGUUGUCCGUCAAGUUGCUAUGUUGUUAGAUAAUAUUUCGCCAUGAAACGAGUACAAUGUCCUUCCGACAGUUCCGCCGUUUUGUUCAAACAACCAAAACAACUCAACCUCGUCCCCAGGUUUCCUCGGGCAACGGUUCAAUACGACAAAUUAUUGAACCGAUGACGUCAUUUUGACAUCAUCGGUUCAAUAUGACAGUUCAGCCACUGGUGAUGGUGAAUUAUGCGUGUGGUUUUACCCAAUCAGAAACGGGAAAUAUUUUGAAUGAAUAAUAAGUAUAAUUCUUCAUCCCGCAGUUGUCAUAUAUGAUUUUCAUGUAUUCAUAACUUCAUCAUCAUCCUUUCACUGGUUAAUAAUAUGAAACAAUUCAACGACCUGCUCCUAGUUGGCUUGUUAGCUAGAAUAUUGGUAGAACGCUGCACAGUAUUGUAGAGGUCAAGAGUUUAAAUCCCAUACAAGUCUGACUUUUUUCAGGCUUUCUUUUCGCAACUACAAAAGUUGCCUUAAUAUCUGCGAUGAUUUUCUUUCAUAUAAAAGUUUUUGUACAACUGAUACAAAUGCUGAGUGCCCCAAGUUUCAUAGAUUCCAGACAAAUGCUCUUUAGGCACAGCCUUGCACGAUGAUUGUUGGUAACACGAUACAGUGAAACCUCGAUAGAUAACGGGAGUGCAUGGUAUAAUGAACAACAUUAUUUUUUUGCACCAGCAACAGUAAAAUAUGAGGAAAAGAACCUUUUUGUAGUAAAGCCUUAUUGUAGCAAAUGUAUUUUGCCAGUUCCUUGGCCCUUUGUUAUAUUGAUGUUCUACUGUACCAUGUUGUGAGUAACUGAAUCUUUUGGGGUUGUUUCAGGUGAUUGUAGAGCAGUCUUGGGAAGCUUAAAGGAAGAUGGUUCUUGGGUGGCCACUCCACUGUCAAUUGAUCAAACUGCAGCUAAUCCAGAAGAAGCGACUAGACUUUAUUCAGAACAUCCUGGGGAGGAGGGUUUUGUCAUCAAGAAUGGUCGUCUGUUAGGACAGUUGCAGCCUUUGCGAUCUUUUGGUGACAUUCAAUAUAAAUGGGAUAAAGUAACACAUUCCCAUGUAUUGACACAGGUAUACGGUGGCCCAAUAGUGCCACCAAGUAUGUACAGAUCACCGCCUUAUCUCACUGCAAAGCCUGUGGUUACUCGGCACCAUCUACAACCCCAUGACAAAUUUCUAAUACUUGCAAGUGAUGGCUUGUGGGACAUGCUUAGCAGUGAACAAGCAGUUGGAUUAGUGGCUGAUUUACUAAAGCAAAAAAGUGAAAACAGAUUAUCCAAGCCUGCUGAUGAUACUUCUCCAGGGCAGGGUGUACUGUUGGAACAAAAUGCUGCUACUCAUCUGAUCCGACAUGCCUUGGGUGGUAAUGACCAUAGCUUUGUGGCCCAAAUGCUGUUGGUUCCAGAACAGUAUCGACGUAUGUGGCGAGAUGACAUCACUGUGACUGUAGUGUUUUUCAAUUCAAAUACCUUUUUGUCCAAGCUUUAAACAAAUUUAAACUACUGUCCCAAUAGUUAUUACAAUUGAACCUGCAGCCAAAUAUGAUUUUGUUCAAAAACAUGCAUACAAAUAAGAUUAACCUCAUUUCCAUGUCAAAAGCUAUAAAUAACAUUUAUAGAUCUAGAGGAUACUACAUUGCUGUCCAGAGAUAUGAAAUUUCUCUUCAAGUGUUGAAAAAUACGCGAACGAGUGAAAUAUUUUUCAACACAAGAAGAGAAAUUUUGUAUCUCCAAGCAGCCAUGUAAUGUUCUGUUCAUUAUAUUAUUAAAUACCAGUGAAAUGGCAAAAAAAUAUUUAAGUGAAAUGCUUUGGCGCAAAAGCUGUGAUUUAUCAUGUAGCCAUAGCAGUGGUGAUCUUUUCACAUGUGAAAAUAACUUGUUAUUUUCACGUGUGAAGAUAUCAUGUUUUUGUGCGAAAGCUUGCCUGGUAUUUCAUUGGUGUUUAUUAAAAUAUUAAACCUUGUAUUUUAGGAUAAUAGGGAGAGCGCAUGAUCUCAGGCUAAUGCACCCCUUCAAUAAUUUGUUAUUGAGGAGGAAAGCCAGAAGUCAACUAUCAAAGCAAAUAGAAAUUAGGAUUGAGCCUUCUUGUUCCUCAGUAAAAAUCUGCUAGUAUUCUGUUGCAGACAAUUUUCUGGGCAUCUUUAUAAAUUAUUGGUGAAAAAACUCUUUUCCGUGCCAGCUAUACGCAACUAUUAGCUGAUAGAUAGCAAGAAAGUCAACCAAUCAGAAUGCAGGAUUUGCAUUAGACUACUAAUAGAAUUUGCUGGACAGGUGCACUGGAAAAUCUUCUAUAGUGACUAAGAAAAUCAAAGAUUGCUGUGAGAAUGAAAGUAUAAGCUCUUUAUUUUUCAUACCACUGAAGGAUGCAUUUGCACUUUAGGCCAAAUUACAGAAUAUGCUCUUAACAAAUAUGAUUGAUGGUAUUAAACUCUGUUUCACAGCAUGCAUUACCCAGCUGAAGGGUUGGGAAAUGUAAGGUUAUCUCUUUUAAGUACUAAUAGCUGGAAUAGCAAUAAAAUAGAUAGGC